GGAAAGGAGGAAAAUAAAAAAACACUGAAAAGAAAAAUAGAAAAGGUAAGGUAAGGCUCGAAAUUCAGGACCUCCGUCACACACAGGAAACACACCAGCUGCAGAUGUAAGCAGGGACUUCCUGCGAGCACCCGAACGCAUCACGAGAACCCCAGCGAUGUAGAGAGAAGGAGAGGGAGACGAGGAGGAGGAGGAGGAGGAGGUGGAGGCACAUCGAGGAGAAGCAUGAAGACUAUCCCCGGUGUCUAAGCGAACAGGCGGGGAGAGCAUCUCGUCUUCCCUCGCGUGUACGGGGCCGACUGGAAGCGGAGGGAGGCAGCGGGGAAGAGGACAGGAUGGAGGAGAAGAAGCAGUUUCUUUGUGGGGUGGUGGAAGGUUUCUAUGGGAGGCCUUGGUCUAUGGAUCAGAGGAAAGUUCUCUUCCAAUGGAUGCAGAACUGGGGCCUGAACACGUACCUGUACGGCCCAAAAGAUGACCUAAAGCACAGACUGUUGUGGAGAGAAGUCUACUCUCCUGAGGAAGAGAGUCAGUUGCGUACUCUUAUAGUGGAGGCCAAGUCGAGAGGCCUCAAGUUCGUGUACGCCCUCUCUCCUGGACAGGACAUUGUCUUCUCUUCUUCCUGCGACCUGACGCUACUCAAACGCAAGCUGAGACAGGUGUCCGAUCUGGGCUGCCAGGCUUUUGCCAUUCUGUUUGAUGACAUCGAUCACUCCAUGUGUCAGGCUGACAGCGAGGCCUUUUCGUCAUUCGCCCACGCUCAGGUCACUGUAACCAAUGAGAUCUAUCGGUUCUUGGGGGAACCACCCGUCUUCCUAUUCUGCCCUACAGAAUACUGUGGCUCCCUGUGUUCUCCCAGUGUAUCGAAGUCUCCCUACUUGCAGACAGUUGGAGAGGACCUGCUGCCCAACAUAACAGUGGUGUGGACAGGCAGUAAGGUAAUCUCCAGGAAACUAUCUGUAGACUGCCUGGCUGAGGUGGAGUCUGUCCUCCAGCGGCCACCGCUCAUCUGGGACAACCUGCACGCUAAUGACUACGACUCCAGACGACUCUUCCUGGGGCCCUUUAAAGGCCGGGAGCCUCAGUUGAAGAGCCACCUGAGAGGCCUUUUACUCAACCCCAACUGCGAGUUUGAAGCCAACUACAUCCCUCUGCAUACGCUGGGAAGCUGGCACAGAACUGGAGAAGAGGAGAGGAAAGAUGAGGAGUGUGACUACUGUUCUGAUAGAGCUCUGUCUGCUGCACUGCGUGAUUGGAUGGAGGAACUCAACCAGCCACUUCAAGCAGGUCGGCAGAGUUCACGAGCAGACCAGCGUUCAGCCCCGACAUCUCGCUGCAAAACUCCCGACAGACCCGACUGCCCCUCCACCUUGAGAGGAACCUCUACCGUGGCAAAGCUUCCCGUCUUCCCCCUGAACUCCAGCUCUCCCCCUUCCUCACCACCCACUAAGGUCAAGGGGGAGAGAGAGUUACGGGAGGGUGAGAAGAGGAGGCCAAACCAGCCUAGUCAACCCAAUCAAAAACCUCCAGGAUCUAGGUAUGGAGCACCUUCAGGUGGAGGGAAGGGACAGAAAGCCCAGGGUCAGGCUCUCUGUAGUGGGAAGGGCCUACUAAGUGAGUCCCAGGUGCGGCUGCUGGUUGGUCUUCAUUAUCUGCCUCACGAGCAUGGCCCGUCUGCCCAGAAGCUGCUGCAGGACCUGACCUGGCUGAAAACAAACUGCCACCUGGUCAGCACCAGCAGCAAAAAGGCUCCGCCGCAGAAGACUGAUGAGUGGCGAGGUCGGGCCUCCAGGUUCCUGUCCCUGUGUGAAGACAUCGCACAGCUCCACUGCAGCGUGGUGGGUGGGGCCAACAGGGCCGUGCUCUAUGACCUUUACCCUUAUGUGUGGGACCUGAGGAACAUGGCUCUGGUGGCAAAAGCCUUCAUAUGCUGGCUGGAUGGACGAGUGUUGAGUGACAGCUCCACCCUGGGCACCUGGAGGAACUGCUUCCACUGGUGUGGGAAGUCCUCGGGGGCAGACCUUCUGGGAGUGGACUCAGAGCCAUGGGUGUUCAAAGGGGGCGUGUCUGGAGAGGUGCAGAUGCUUCUCCCAAUAGGCAGCAGCAGUGAACUCUUCACUCACCCUCCUCCUCUCUUCCCUACCUCUCGUCUCUAUAACAUCAGGCCCUAUCACAGCAAGGACAAGGUGGAGCUGUAUCGGAUGGUGCGCCAACUCCACCUGCGGACUCAGGGUGGCCAAGAGUCCAGUGCUGCUCACCCAGAUGUCAUCGGAGACAGAUGUCUCGGGCCUUGCCUGGCGUUGUGCCCUGAGUACAGCUUCAUCCUGGAGGAUGAGCUGGGUGUGUGUGGCUGUGUGUUGGGCAUCUUGGAUGUUCGCUCCUUUGCCAAGCGGUGCCAGGCCAGCUGGAUGCCUGCCAUGAGGGACAAAUACCCGACCAAAGGGGGCAACACAUAUCCCAACACGCAGGACUUGAUCCGGCUGAUGGAGGAAGACCAGGGAGAGUACCCGGACUCUCUCCUCUAUCACUUCCCCUCUCAGCUGCGACUGGAUGCCCUGCCUGAGCUGGUGGACAUCAGCGUCAGCCGCACCCUGCUGACCGCCCUCCUUACUGCACUAAAGGCCAACGGUUCUCAGGGUGUGUUCUGCGAGGUGCAGCCGACAGACCGUCAGAGACUAGAGUUCCUGACAAAACUGGGCUUCCUGGAGAUCCUUAGAGGAGAAGCGAGGAGCAGAGAGGGAGUGGUGCUGGGGAGGCUGCUCUGAACAUAAACACACACACACAGACACACAGACACAGACACAGACACACACACCCCACCGGUAACACUUAAAGACACAUGCACCCAUUCAGUAGAUACACAGAGGCAGCUACACACAGCAUAGAGACGGCGAAGCUUUGAAAAGAAUCAGGAUCUGUAUGUUCUCCACUAAAAAAGACAAUCCUGGAUUCCUUUGAGUCUGUGUGGCAGUAAUGGGAUGAACAUAGACACUUCUGAGGGAUUUACAAAAUAUAAAAUAAGCUUUGAGUUUAAACAUUCAGCAGAGCUGUACUAAUCUUUGUCAGAUUCCACUUCUGGCUACGGAUAACAAGAUUCAUUCAAGUUACAAGGAAGUCAACAAGAGAAUAGUCUGAGAUGGGAGCAGAGCAGUAGAUCACAGCUACAACGUUCUGCUCUGUGGCACAUGAGUCACUUACACAUAUGAAUAUAAAUACAGAAUGUACAGUAGGGUCCAAAAGUCUGAGACCACUAGUCAUAAUACUUCUACUUUACAUUUGUUCAGAAUGUAAUACCAUGUAUUUCAUUACAAUUGAUGAUAUCAGCCAAAGUGUUUGAGUGCAGUGUUGACUCUUUCAAAAUUGCAUGCAUCAGCACGCACUCAAUCUGGCAUGGACUCCACAAGUUUGUGAAAAACCUGAUGAAGUUAUCACAGACAUAACAGUCAGGACAUCUUAGUCCUCAAGCAGACUAAGCUUUGAGGUGUGUUUUUCGUUUGAAGCGAAAUAUAAUUAAUAUAAUAUAAUUAAUGCAAAAUAAUAUAAUUAAUGCAAAAUAGAAGUAUUUUGACUAGUGGACCCUACUCCAGACUUAAAGUUGUCUCCUAAGUGGUGACAAAAAUCAUCUUUUUCAGGAAACAAAAUACCUAUUCCAGUGUGCAAUGGGUGGCGGAUUACGGAAACGCCACCAAAAAUGGCAUGAGAGUGAGCACGCAGAAGGCAUAUAUUCAUAUACAGGACAAUAAAUAAUGAAACAUCGCUUGAAAAAUAGAUGGCUUACAGAAGUAUUUCAUUAAUUUCAAACUGAAUUAUUUCAAAGGAAGGCCUUUAACAGGGCCCUCAAAGGUGCAAUAAGUAAGAAUUUUAGUUCAGAAUAUUUAGAAAACUUAUAUUAUCAACAAAAUAUGGCAGACAAUUUUCAUGCCAUGUCAAAGACAUCAGUGUGUUGUUACGAAGAGAUAUCUAGCAUGCUGACAAACUCCAACAUCAAAGUAUGGGACAUGUUCAUGAGGAUAUCCAGUAGGUGUCAAGGUUCUACCCUGUCCUUAAGCAAGACACUAACUCUUCUGAGAGCGACUGUUGUUAUCUGACCUGAGCUAACUCUGACUUGGAAAAGGGUGAAUACAACCUACAAAAACCGAAGCGUAAAAGCCACACAUUCAUGGUGUUACUGUGUGUAUCCCAAACAACAGGUUUCUUAGUGUAAUUAGCCUUAGAGGUGCUGGUUGGCCGAAUUUGUGACCGAUUUGGACAGAACCAGGCUAGCUGUUUCCCCCAGUUUCCAGUCUGUAUUGCUUUAUUAAUUUUUACCGUACAGUCACGAUUGAGGUUUUAAUCUUCUCAUCUAACUCUCAAAGAAAUCAAAUGACUGCAUCUCCAAAUGAGAUUGACAUUCAACAGGCAAUCACAUUCAAGCUUCCGCGGGCGAUCUUGUGCUCUGCUCCCUCUGCUUUGCUCAUUAAACGAUGAUUAUUCUUUCAAAGUUCGGCUGUUGUUUUCCAGCUCGCGUCCUGUCGGUGGAACAGAGCCUGCCAGCACCAGGACUGGACCCAGGAGCGGCGUCACUGUUUACACUUGCCUAGAUUAGAUGAAUGUUAACCUGCAUGAAGAACAAAACAUUGAGUGGCUGUUUUCAAAGUAGGGUUACAUGUACAACUGACAUCGUCACAAACGCACAUAUAUAAUUUCAGUGGAAUGCUCUAACAUGGCGACAUUAAGGACGAUUCUUUAUUGGGCUUUUCUCAGCCAUUAAGCUAUAAAGUGCAUGUGCGCUAAAAUUCAUUAGAGAAAACAAUGAAAACAAUCAUGCAAACAGAUAAGAUACAAUAAACACACGCACACACACACACACACACACUUACUUAUCUGAAGUUUACACUGGGUUCAAUUGGAUAUAAUAGAUACCUCUGUCAUUUCAUUGUCAGAUACUGUAAACAUCACCAUGAGUAUGUGUGGGUACUUUCUACAUGGUGUGUGUAUGAGAGUGUGUGUGCAAAUAUACCACUUAAGACAGCUGUGUCAUUCUGCCUUUAUUCUGAACCGUAAUGAACACACACACACACACACACACACACACACACACACACACACACACACA
This is a messenger RNA of Acanthopagrus latus (yellowfin seabream), 5092 nucleotides long. Its product is annotated as protein O-GlcNAcase. The record is from RefSeq and is a predicted model, not a curated record. The transcript is spliced from 18 exons. Gene Ontology annotation, biological process: glycoprotein metabolic process. Gene Ontology annotation, molecular function: beta-N-acetylglucosaminidase activity. Lineage: Eukaryota; Metazoa; Chordata; Actinopteri; Spariformes; Sparidae. The coding region runs from base 336 to 2762 and encodes 808 amino acids.